Messenger RNA from Olea europaea var. sylvestris, 747 nucleotides. RefSeq lists its product as uncharacterized. Bases 1 to 747 code for a protein of 248 amino acids. The transcript has 4 exons. The record is from RefSeq and is a predicted model, not a curated record. NCBI's taxonomy places the organism in Eukaryota, Viridiplantae, Streptophyta, Magnoliopsida, Lamiales, Oleaceae.
AUGGCAUCUUACUUGGAACGUGCCGGUAUAUCCACCUGGUCUCGGGCACAUUUUGUUGGUAAUCGGUAUAACGUUAUGACGAAUAACAUUGCGGAGUCACUAAAUUCAGUCCUAAGGAGACAAAGAAGUUUCCCUAUAAUCUCGUUGAUCGAAAAUAUUACGUCAUUGAUGCAACGAUGGUUUUACGAGAGAAAAAGUGCAUCCACGAAAUGUAGUACGACUGUGACACCAAAAAUUGAUGAUGAAUUCAGAAAAUCAUUCAACGCCGGUGCAACUUUACCAGUACGAAAUUUGGACGAACUCGUUUUUGAGAUAGAUGCGACAAAUCCUAUGUUCACAUGCAUUGAUGAUGAAUUCAGAAAAUCAUUCAACGCCGGUGCAACUUUACCAGUACGAAAUUUGGACGAACUCGUUUUUGAGAUAGGUAUAGCUACCGAACUUUGUACUGUCGACCUUAUAGGUAACACAUAUUCAUUUCGAGAGUUUCAGAUGCGACAAAUCCUAUGUUCACAUGCAUCCCGAGCUGCUUACGCAGAAGAAAAAUCAUUGUAUGAUUUGUGCUUCCCUUACUACACCACAAAAUAUUGGCGAGCUGCGUACAACGAAGUUCUUCAUCCCGUUGGUCGAGAGUCAGAUUGGAAUGUCAUAAUGGAUACAAACAAGAGAGGCCAGGUUUGGAGUAUAACUACCAACAAGGGAAAUGGUGCUUAUACACAAUAUGGUAAUGGAUACAAAAGCAACCCAUGA